AUGGAUAGCAUGCGCGAGAAUGACACGGGCGAUAGGAAGAAUGACAUGAUUCUUCUUGAUAGCGCAGAAGGGGCGGGCAGCGUGGACGCGGGCGACGACACGCACACAGAGCAUCCACAUCCACCACAUCAACACCCACUCUACCACGACAGCUCGCAGUACCGCCACUGGCGAUUUAGCGAGACGGCGCUGCGGGAGCACCGGGAGAGCGCCAACGCCAAGGCUAUCGCACUAGCGCGUGCGGGUUGGGAGAAGGAGGAGGCGCUGAAUGCAGCUUCGCAAUCAAGCACAAGCGCAAGUGCAAGUACCGCAAAAACCACACCACCCUCGACAGACGAGGAAGAUAGGCUGAUCGUGUACUACCUCAGCCAGGUAAAACCUAUUUGCAACCUCUUCCAGUUUCCCGAGGUGGUCGAAGCAAGUGCCAUCACGUACAUUAAGCGCGUCUACCUGUUCAACAGCGUGAUGGAUCUACAUCCGAAGCGAGUAAUGCUAACAUGCCUCUUCAUCGCUACUAAAACAGUCAAUGCACCCGUAAGCGUCGCAGAUUUCGCCAAGCAUAUUGGUAAAGGCAAGAUAAGCACUUCGAGCAUCCUCGAUAUCGAAUUUCUCCUCUCGCAGAAUCUGCGGUUCGAGUAUGCCACACAUCCAGCACACCGCGCGGCGUGGGGGGUGUAUUUAGAUAUGCAAAGCAUGCAGACUACCCCGCAGCAGGAGCUGGAUGGGUUGUUUGGCGAGGUUAGACAGCUGGUUAGAAUGUCUAGGCUCACUUGCGCCGAGUUGGUUUACUCGCCUAGUCAAAUCGCAUUGGGAUGCUUCAUUAUGGCCAACAGGACACUAACAGACGCAUACAUAGAAUGGAAAAGAAACGCUUUCAACGCACAACCGCCACCACACACGGCAAUUGAAGGGGUUGUCCAUCUCAUCAACACGUACAAAAGCAGCAACACGCUCAAUAAGGAGAGCGUGCAGGAUAUCGACAGGAGGCUCAAGGCGUGGCAGGAUCCAAGCAAGGUGGAAGGUACGGCGAUGCACAGACUCAAGCAGGAAGAGGGGGACAAGGUGGAUUUGGACAAGCGCAAGAAGAGGCAGGCGGAGGCGGAGAGGAAUGACAAGGACGGUGAGAGUGUGUUUGGGGGGUUAUUAGGUGGGCAUAUCACACAUGGCACAUAG
Messenger RNA from Wallemia ichthyophaga EXF-994, 1173 nucleotides. Its product is annotated as Cyclin CCL1. The record is from RefSeq and is a predicted model, not a curated record. Bases 1 to 1173 code for a protein of 390 amino acids. Gene Ontology annotation, cellular component: transcription factor TFIIK complex; nucleus. Gene Ontology annotation, biological process: regulation of cyclin-dependent protein serine/threonine kinase activity; regulation of transcription by RNA polymerase II. Gene Ontology annotation, molecular function: cyclin-dependent protein serine/threonine kinase regulator activity. NCBI's taxonomy places the organism in Eukaryota, Fungi, Basidiomycota, Wallemiomycetes, Wallemiales, Wallemiaceae. The transcript is spliced from 2 exons.